Orycteropus afer afer is the source of this 324-nucleotide messenger RNA. Lineage: Eukaryota; Metazoa; Chordata; Mammalia; Tubulidentata; Orycteropodidae. The record is from RefSeq and is a predicted model, not a curated record.
AUGAGCGAAUCGAGCUCGAAGUCCAGCCAGCCCUUGGCCUCCAAGCAGGAAAAGGACGGUACUGAGAAACGAGGGCGGGGCAGGCCACGCAAGCAGCCUCCGGUGAGUCCCGGGACAGCGCUGGUAGGGAGUCAGAAGGAGCCCAGUGAAGUGCCAACACCUAAGAGACCUCGGGGCCGACCAAAGGGGAGCAAAAACAAGGGUGCCGCCAAGACCCGGAAAACCACCACAGCUCCAGGGAGGAAACCGAGGGGCAGACCCAAAAAGCUGGAGAAGGAGGAAGAAGAGGGCAUUUCGCAGGAGUCCUCAGAGGAGGAGCAGUGA